Aphanomyces astaci is the source of this 1726-nucleotide messenger RNA. RefSeq lists its product as hypothetical. NCBI's taxonomy places the organism in Eukaryota, Oomycota, Saprolegniomycetes, Saprolegniales, Verrucalvaceae. Gene Ontology annotation, molecular function: serine-type endopeptidase activity. The record is from RefSeq and is a predicted model, not a curated record. Bases 110 to 1711 code for a protein of 533 amino acids. Gene Ontology annotation, biological process: proteolysis. The transcript has a single exon.
GUAAUGUAGUACGUCAUGAUACAGUAUUGUUACGCAUGAUGUCGAUCCUUCCCUCGAAGUGCUCAUCGUGAAUACAGUACACGUCGUUCCACUCGACAACACGACUAGGAUGGUUCGAGUGAUCCUUAGCUUUGUCGCUGCCGCCGCCGCCGCCGCUGCCGCCACCGCCUCCCCUGACAAAAUCGACCCAAGUCUAUGGCGUCUCUUGAACGCGAACGUCACUGCAAGCGCCAUGGUGGAGCUGCGCCGCGAACCUGGCAGAUUAGACCUGGAACUGCCCUUCGAUACAAGCGCCGACAUGGUUCGCCAAGCCUUGAUGGAUGCCACCGCCGCGUCCGCUGCGGCCGUGCAGGCGCUGUUCCACCCAUCGUCUUCGUCCUCAUCGUCGCCACAUCGCCAUUUGACAUCGGCUUGUCCUGGCUUAGCCGCCCCUGAGCCCUUACACUUGUGGAUCGUCGGUCGCUCGCACAUUCCAGCGUUGACACGGUGCGUGGCGGAAUAUGUGGCGUCGUUGGAUGCCGUGUUGCGCAUCCGGGUCGAGGAAGUGGAGGAAGUGGACACGACGGCGCCGACGGCUAUAAUGAUCCCUCGUGAGGACCUGCUCCCGCCUCUGUGGGCCACCGAGAUGAUCCGGGCGCCGGCCGUGUGGGCAACUGGCAAUACCGGGCAAGGCAUCGUCAUCGGGCUCAUCGACACAGGCGUUCGGUCGACGCACUCGCUGUACGCGUCGAAAUUCCGCAGCGACUACAACUGGUUCGACCCGAUCAACAAGACCACCACGCCACACGACUCGACCGGCCACGGAACCCACGUGGCGGGGCUGCUGGUCGGCGACCACGGCGUCGGCGCCGCCCCCGGCGCGUCGUUCAUCGCGUGUCGCGGGUGCACCAAAGGUUGUGACGAAGCCCACGUGCUGGCGUGCAUGCAGUUCAUGUUGUGCCCGACGGACGCAGCCGCCGGCAACGAGAACUGCACCAAGAAACCACACGUGAUCAACAACUCGUGGGGGAGCGCCACGUCCAAGGACGUGUACCAGCCGGCGUUUGAUGCGAUGGAAAGUGCCGGCAUCGUCAUGGUUGUGUCCAGCGGCAACGCUGGCCCCCACUGCAGCACCGUGGGGAGUCCUGCCGACUACCGGACCGCGUUGGCAGUGGGCAUGAUGACCGAGUACCGGUACCUGAACGCGCGCAGCAGCCGCGGCCCAGCCAAGAACGACACCACACUCGUCAAGCCCGAUGUGUCGGCGCCGGGAUUCGACGUGUACUCGGCUUCGAACGCCGGCGACCACCUCUUUGAGCCCCAGUGGGGCUCGAGCCAAGCCGCGGCCCAUGUCUCAGGCAUGGUGGCCCUCAUGCUCGUAGCCAACCCCGCGCUCUCCCCGGCCCAAGUCCGCGCCGCUGUGAUCACGUAUGUCGAAACUGCUACUGUGGAUGCCGCCGCCACGACCAACUGCGGCGGCUUGAACGACCUCAAGUUCCCAAACAAUAACUACGGGUACGGCCUCGUGAAUGCCAGCUACGCCGUCGAUGGUGUCACGUCCACUGUGUCGAAACCGACGACAGUUGCCCCAACCUCUGCACCUACCCCCGAACCUACGACGUUGGCACCCCCGAGUAUCACGACACUUGCACCCACUCCAGCACCUACCACUACUCGUGCCCAAACCGGUGAACCUACUCCCGUCCCAACUACUACAUCUUUGUCCUGUUAAUUCAGCAUUGUUGCA